Messenger RNA from Zophobas morio, 990 nucleotides. RefSeq lists its product as uncharacterized. The record is from RefSeq and is a predicted model, not a curated record. Gene Ontology annotation, molecular function: DNA-binding transcription factor activity, RNA polymerase II-specific; RNA polymerase II cis-regulatory region sequence-specific DNA binding; protein dimerization activity. The coding region runs from base 63 to 941 and encodes 292 amino acids. Gene Ontology annotation, cellular component: RNA polymerase II transcription regulator complex. NCBI's taxonomy places the organism in Eukaryota, Metazoa, Arthropoda, Insecta, Coleoptera, Tenebrionidae. The transcript has 9 exons. Gene Ontology annotation, biological process: regulation of transcription by RNA polymerase II.
AAACUCUACUUUUUGUUCAACUCAAUUUGGCAGAAUCUAAAUUUCAUAAAAACGUUUUUUAGAUGGAAUUCUCUCUUUUGUCAAAUUCAGAGUUGAAAGGAGCGUUAUCUUAUAAAGGCAAAACUAAAACUCAAAGUACGUCAUUUCUUGAAGUGCCUAAAGUUAAGAAAAAACGUUAUGAUACUUCACUUGGACCUUUAACUAAAAAAUUUAUACAACUGCUCCAAGAAUCGCCUAUGGGAGUUUUGGACUUAAAUUAUGUUUCUGAGCUUCUGAGGGUCCCUAAACGGCGUUUAUAUGAUAUCACUAAUGUUCUUGAAGGAAUCAACUUAAUUGAAAAAAAGUCUAAGAAUAAAAUCUGGUGGAAGGGAACUUCUGGAGCUGUAAAUGAUAAUUACAAGAAAGAACUGGAAAGUUACGGAAGUGAAAUUAAAUUUCUUGAAAAAGAAGAGCGUCAGCUAGAAGAACUGAUCAAAGUCAUUCAAAGCAGUUUAAGGAGUUUAGCGGAAGAUGUUGAUAACAUAAGUUUAGCUUAUGUUACUCAUGAAGAUAUACGGGCUGUUCCUUCCCUCCAGAACAAAACAAUAAUAGCCAUCAAAGCCCCUGCAGGGACCACCCUGGAGGUUUCAGACCCCUCCCAGCAAAAAGAUAAGCAGGAUUGUUGGCAAUAUCAAGUUACUUUGAAAAGUAGCAGCGGCCCGAUCGAUGUUUAUUUAGUGAGUCGAACAGAUGGAGCUUUCGAAUGCGCUCGUUCGGAGCACCCAAGUUCAAGCGAGCACGUGUAUGCACAACCGCCUAAUACGCCACUUUCUUCCAUUCUUCCUUUUUCGGGGGUCCAUAGGAACCUCAUUAGGCUCGACCCGACCAUCCUUCACGAGUCCGAUCACGUACUCCACUACGAUGAAAAUGAAGCAAUUAGUGACUUCUAUGAUUUUUCGUGAUAAUGCGUGUGGGAUUCUGUUUAUUUAUUGAUAUAAAUUGUUUGUAGAA